Molecule: messenger RNA, 1259 nt
Organism: Nicrophorus vespilloides
Lineage: Eukaryota; Metazoa; Arthropoda; Insecta; Coleoptera; Silphidae
Gene: bou
Exons: 4
Coding region: 298-864 (188 amino acids)
Biological process (GO): sleep; positive regulation of voltage-gated potassium channel activity; regulation of synaptic transmission, cholinergic
Source: RefSeq, a predicted model, not a curated record
AGCAGGUAGAUGGGUAACAACCAGAGGUAGAGGUAGUAAGAGGAAGAGAAAACUGGUUGGUCGACCGGCGUCGUGGUGGGAGCUUACGAAGCUCGGGUCAUUCGAAAAUGUGUUUCGUGUGAGAGGAGAGAGCGUUCCGCGUUUGCACGAGAGAGCCGUUUAUCCACGACCGCACAGUGAAUCAUCGAAUACCUUACGUCACCUGAAAUUACAUUACACCUGCAACAUAAGUUGAUAUCAAUAAAUUGCAGACAACGUGGGACGAAGAAGAAGAAGAAGUAGAGUAACUGCAAGAAAAUGAAUCCAGCGUGCUUGGCGGUACUCUUCCUCUCGGUCUUCCUCAUAACUCCAUCUCUUGGAAUCAAAUGCUAUAGAUGCACGGGGACGGACGACGACGAUCCCUUCCAAUGCAACGAAUGGCUCGAUAGCGACAUCGAUAUUGUGCCAAAGGGUUGCGAUGAUGUCUACGAUGCUAAAUACUGCAUCAAGCAUACCGGUCGAUUCGAAGCGGAUGCCAUCAAGUGCUUCCAAUGCUCGGCCGGUCAGAGCAUCAACUGCUCCGACGGCAUGAUACAGCUUGGCGGUCUGGUGCCGGAAGGCUGCGAUCAGGUCUUCGAGGCACAGUAUUGCGUUAAAUCCACGGGACUCGCUGGAGGAAUCGGAGCGAAAAGAUUCUGUUCGUCGCUGGAUCUCGGAAACUACUGCAACUACGUGAAGCAGCCCGGAGAUAACCUGGAGUUCUACAGGACGUGCGUCUUCACCUGCUCAGGAGACGGCUGCAACGCGUCGAGCACACUCCAAUCCGUUCCGGCCUUCGUGCUCCUCCUCUUCGCAGCAGUUUUAUACACAGCCAUUUCACGAUAAUCACAAGUCUGAUAUUGUUCUAGAGAGUCUCAAAAAUCCUGUAAAUAUAGAAAUAUUCCGAUCCUGGAUUAAAAUAAGCUACGCUAAUAACCUAUGAACACGUAGAGUAAGCUAAGGGAAAUAGAACGAUAAGCUAUGGAAAAUAGAACACAACGUAUUUUACUUGGGAUUGGGAUUAUGUUAUAAAAAUUUUACAGUUACCAUUGUUAAAAGUGUUUUUUUUUUGUUUCGUUUCUUAUUUUUUUUUAUUAUUACAAAUACGGUAGGCAAAAUAAUAAUAUUUAUAUAUUACAUAUCUCCUUCUCCUCCUCUGAUCCUCACAUCCUCAUUACGUCACUCCUCCUUCGAUAAAUGGAAUUAAUGCGAUUAAUAAAAAAUAUAUUGUAUAAUAUAAA